This is a messenger RNA of Erpetoichthys calabaricus (reedfish), 1559 nucleotides long. Its product is annotated as fetuin-B-like. Gene Ontology annotation, biological process: binding of sperm to zona pellucida; negative regulation of endopeptidase activity. Lineage: Eukaryota; Metazoa; Chordata; Cladistia; Polypteriformes; Polypteridae. The record is from RefSeq and is a predicted model, not a curated record. Gene Ontology annotation, molecular function: cysteine-type endopeptidase inhibitor activity; metalloendopeptidase inhibitor activity. Gene Ontology annotation, cellular component: extracellular region. The coding region runs from base 161 to 1525 and encodes 454 amino acids. The transcript has 8 exons.
CCCGUGGCGCCCGAGUCUGGUGGCAGCCCUGCUGGGUCAGCCACAACGCCCAAAUGGACAUUGGUCAAAGCUAAUAUUUACCCACCUGUUGUGAAAUCCCUAUAAAGACAAUCAAUCGAAAAGCACACAAGUCAGGCAACAGCAGCUUCGUUCUGGCAGAAUGAAGCUUCUAAUUGUGACCGUUGUUGUCACACUGCUGGCCAAAGCCCGCUGCCAGACGCCGGUAGUUGAGAAUGAGCCUCUGCGAGAGGCCUCGUGUAACGACUCGUUGGUCACCAUGGCGGCUGGGAUCGCAGUGCGGGAAAUUAAUAAGCGGCAAGAUGAGGGCAACAUCUUAGCCCUUUACCGCAUUAAUGAUGCACACGUUCAGAACAAGGGAAUGGGCAAUACUUUCUACCUUAAUCUUCAUGUUUUAGACACAGACUGUAAUGUUUUGAGCAGGAAAGACUUUACGCAAUGUAACACCAAACAGUUUUUUGAAACUGUUUAUGGCACCUGCAAAGCUGUUAUAUACAUUAAUAGAGUUAACCGAGAAAUUGACCUGUACAGCUAUAACUGCUCUCUUGCACCAAUUCCAAAAAAAACAGUAUUAGAAAUGUGUCCAGACUGUCCCCUUUCAGGCUCCUCAGAAAACAGUGAAUACCUUGCUACUGCAAAGAAAACACUUUUAAAAUUCAAUAAGGAAAGUAAUAAUACCAAACUAUUUGCAGUAAAGAAGAUCACAAAAACUUCUAUGCAGUGGGUAGUUGGUGCAUCUUACUUUGUCAGUUAUGUAAUAUAUGAAACUGGGUGCGGUAAGGAAAUUCUGACUGAAGAUUUCAUCUGUGAGAUUGAAAAUCCUGACGGGCGAUUUGGAUUCUGCAAAGGUUCACGGAUGCUGGCACCUGAUGGUCCUCACAUUUCUGUUUCUUGUGAAAUCUUCCCACCAGAGGAAGACCGUGGACGUUGCCACAGGCAUAGGCACAAACAUAGACACAGGCAUGGUCAUGGUCAUGGUCAUGAUCACAAUCAUGGUCGUGGUCAUGAUCAUGGGGCUCCUUCCAUGAUGCGUGGUCCAGGGCAUGAAAGAGGACACAAACAUGGACAUAGUCAUGGUCACAAGCAUGGACAUGGUCAUGGUCACAAGCAUGGACAUGGUCAUGGUCAUGAUCAUAAGCACAAACAUGAACACGGUGAGGGUGAUAAAGGACACACUUCUGGCUGGAGAGGUUGUCAUAGGCACAACCACACACAUGGCCAUGGAUCUGGUAGCCAUGAGCACAGUCAUGAACAUGGACAUCAUAAUGAUUCUUCUCAGGAUCUUAACUUUCAUGACCCCUUGAACCAAAAUGAAGGCUCAGUGUUUAUCUUUCCUCAAACAAGUGAUCCUGUAGAUCAUCCAGAUCCUGUUUUAAAUCUUCCUCCAUUUGCAAAAGAUGCCGACAUCCUUCCAUUUCCAGAUAAAAGUUCAACUUCUAUUUUGUGCCCUGGAGAGCCAAAGCUAUCAGUGAAUUGGAUCACAGAUUUUGGCCCUAAACACAAAUAAUAUCACGCAAUGUUUUUUUGGUUCCUCUUUUUUU